Molecule: messenger RNA, 6847 nt
Organism: Esox lucius (northern pike)
Lineage: Eukaryota; Metazoa; Chordata; Actinopteri; Esociformes; Esocidae
Product: paired amphipathic helix protein Sin3a
Exons: 21
Coding region: 203-4060 (1285 amino acids)
Biological process (GO): negative regulation of transcription by RNA polymerase II
Cellular component (GO): chromatin
Molecular function (GO): transcription corepressor activity
Source: RefSeq, a predicted model, not a curated record
GGAACCACGCCUCUGUUCAAGAAACAUACUAGCCACAGGGAUUGUUGUUAGCGGGGUUGCUAGCCGGGAAUUUCUUGUUUGACGUUUCAGUUUUAAAUUUCACGCUCAGUAUUUCAAGUUUUAAAUUGACGAGUGUUUGUUCCAUUAUUUGAAAAGGUGUUGCCGGUCGCGUCCUUUGAGCUCCUUCGAGUAUGAAUAUACAAUGAAGAGGCGUGCGGAGGACCAGGAAGCGGUAUUUGCGUCCCAGCAGCAGCGUCGGCCCCCAGUCCCAGCUACUGCGGAGGGGUUCCAGCAUCGUGUCCUAGCGCCGGCCCCGGCCGUGUACGAGGCUGUCACGGACAACAUGCAGCCCUCUACUGGCAUCCAGUACUCCAUCCCCCAGGGAUACCAGGUUCCCACAAUGCCGCAGAGCUCUAGCGGUCAUGGACAUGCCUCUAGUCCUGCUGCACAUGUGGGGCCCCACCCCAUCAGCCCAGCUGUCCAAUCGCAGGGAACAGCAAUGGUCCAGAGCCAUGCUCAUCCCCCAGCCCCCAUGGCCCCCUCGCAGGGUGCCCAGUUCCAGCGACUCAAGGUUGAAGAUGCUCUGUCAUACCUGGACCAAGUGAAAUUGCAGUUUGGGAAUCAGCCUCAAGUCUACAACGACUUCCUCGACAUCAUGAAGGAAUUCAAGUCACAGAGCAUCGACACUCCCGGGGUGAUCAGUCGUGUCUCCCAGCUCUUCAAGGGCCACCCGGACCUAAUCAUGGGCUUCAACACCUUUCUGCCUCCUGGCUACAAGAUUGAGGUCCAGACGAAUGAGCAGGUCAACGUGACCACGCCGGGUCAGAUCCACUACAUCACACCGCAUGGCAUCUCGGUCCAGAACCUUCCCGUCACAGGGCCGCCUAGCCAGCCGGUGCCCCAUCAUCACCAGUCCCUGCAGCCUCCUGGUGGACCUCCAACCAGCACUUGUACAGCCGGCCCGGCUCUACCGACACCAGCCAAGACCACCAAGCCGAUGCAGUCGCUGGCCCUUACCCCGACGAGUCAGCCCAACCCGUCGAUCCCCACCUACGCCUCUCCACGCUCUCCCACGGUCCAGUCCCACACCCCAGUGAGCAGCACUCCCUCCAGCGGGCCACUGCUGCAGAACAACCAGCCGGUGGAGUUCAACCACGCCAUCAACUACGUCAACAAGAUCAAGAACCGCUUCCAGGGCCAGCCCGACAUCUACAAAGCCUUCUUGGAGAUCCUGCACACAUACCAGAAGGAGCAGCGCAACGCAAAGGAAGCAGGGGGCAAUUACACGCCGGCGUUGACCGAGCAGGAGGUGUAUGCUCAGGUGGCCCGGCUCUUCAAGAACCAGGAGGACCUGCUCUCGGAGUUUGGACAGUUCUUACCAGACGCCAACAGUUCAGUGAGUUGUCCCCCUUUUCUCCAGCUGCUGAGCAAGACCACGGCCGACAGGGCGGAGUCGGUGCGCAACGACCAUGGCGGCACGGUCAAGAGGCCCCUGAUGAACAACAAGCAGCGGCUCAACCAGAACGGCAUUCCCAAUAGGAGGCACUCUGGGGUGGGCAGCACGCCGCCUAUUAAGAAAAAACCCAAACUAUUGGGCAGAGACCACCCGAUGGCUGAAGCCAGCAAGCACAGUAUCGGCACAGAAUCUCUCUUCUUUGAAAAGGUCAGAAAAGCCCUCCGGAGCUCUGAGGCCUACCAGAACUUCCUGCGGUGUCUUCUCAUCUUCAACCAGGAAGUCAUUUCACGUGCCGAGCUAGUACAGCUAGUGCUACCAUUCCUGGGAAAAUUCCCAGAGCUGUUUUCCUGGUUCAAAAACUUCCUGGGCUACAGAGAGUCCACUCACAUGGAGAGCUUUCCCAAGGAGAGGGCCACCGAGGGCAUCGCCAUGGAGAUUGACUACGCGUCUUGUAAGAGGUUGGGUUCCAGCUACAGGGCGCUUCCCAAGAGCUACACGCAGCCCAAGUGCACUGGCAGAACCCCUCUGUGUAAAGAGGUGCUGAAUGACACGUGGGUGUCAUUCCCUUCAUGGUCCGAGGAUUCCACCUUUGUCAGCUCCAAGAAGACCCAGUAUGAGGAGCACAUUUACCGAUGCGAAGAUGAGCGCUUCGAGCUCGACGUGGUGCUGGAGACCAAUCUGGCGACCAUACGUGUCCUGGAGACGGUGCAGAAGAGGCUGUCGCGCAUGUCUGCCGAGGAGCAGGUCAAGUUCCGCCUGGACAACACCAUGGGCGGUUGCUCCGAGGUCAUCCACCGCAAGGCCAUCCAGAGGAUAUACGGCGACAAGGCCGCUGACAUCAUUGACGGGCUGAAGAGGAAUCCGUCCGUGUCCGUCCCCAUUGUGCUUAAGAGGUUAAAAAUGAAAGAAGAGGAGUGGAGGGAAGCCCAGCGGGGCUUCAACAAGAUCUGGAGGGAACUGAAUGAGAAGUACUACCUGAAAUCUCUCGACCACCAAGGCAUCAACUUCAAGCAGAACGACACUAAAGUGUUUCGCUCAAAGACCUUGCUCAAUGAGAUUGAGGCCAUAUACGACGAGCGACAGGAGCAGGCUUCCGAGGACACGGCCGGCGUGCCCGGUGGCCCCCACAUGACACUGACUUACGAGGACAGCCAGAUCCAGGAGGACGCCGCGGCGCUGAUCAUCCACCACGUCAAGAGGCAGGCCGGCAUCCAGAAGGAGGACAAGUACAAGAUCAAACAGGUCGUCCACCACUUCAUCCCCGACAUGCUGUUUGCCCGGCGCGGGGAGCUGUCGGACGUAGAGGAGGACGACGAAGAGGAGGAGACCGGGGCGGACGAAGAUGGCUCAAAGAAGCACAACGGGCUGGCCGGCGGCUCUGCUAAGUCCAAGCUGCUCUUCGGCAGCACCGGGGUGCAUAAGGCGCGUGGCGUCGACGACGCCUACAACCUCUAUUACGUCAACAACAACUGGUACAUCUUUCUGCGCCUGCACCACAUUCUCUGUUCACGGCUGCUGCGCAUCUACGUGCAGGCGGACAGGCAGAUCGAGGAGGACUGCCGGGAGCAGGAGUGGCAGCGGGAGGUGCUGGGUGUCAAACGGGAGAAGAAUGAGAAUCCUGCCCUCCAGCUGAGACUGAAGGAGCCCAUGGACGUUGAAGUCGAGGACUACUACUCCGCCUUCCUGGAGAUGGUCCGGAACCUCCUGGAUGGCAACAUGGAGCCGGCCCAGUACGAGGACUCCCUCCGGGAGAUGUUCACCAUACAUGCCUUCACAGCCUUCACCAUGGACAAGCUCAUCCAGAGCAUCGUCAGACAGCUUCAGCACAUCGUGAGCGAUGAGCUCUGUGUGCGCGUCACGGACCUCUACCUGAGCGAGUGUGCCAACAAGGCCACCGGUGGCCCCCUGUCUUCCCAGGCUUCCAGAGUGGCUGCCGAGACGGCCUACCAGCGCCGGGCAGAGCAGCUCAUGUCCGACGAGAACUGCUUCAAGCUGGUGUUUGUGAAGAGCCAAGGCAGUGUGAGUCUGGCGGUGGAGCUACUCGACUCGGAGGAGGACAAUUCAGAUGAACCCGCGGAGACAGAGCGGUGGUCCGACUACGUGGGGCGGUACCUGAACUCGGACUCUGCUUCUCCAGAGCUGCGUGAGCACUUGGCCCAGAAGCCGGUGUUCCUCCCCAGGAACCUCCGGCGCAUACGGAAGUGCCAGAGGGGGUGGGAGCGGCUACAGCAGGCCAAGGCAACGAAGGGACCGUCGGAGAAGGACCUGAAGAUGGAGUGCAUGUUCAAGCUCAACUCGUACAAGAUGGUGUACGUCUUUAAGUCUGAAGACUACAUGUACCGACGCACGGCACUGACACGGGCUCACCAGUCCCACAAGGCCGUUCACACUCGCCUGCACUGCCGCUUCCAGGGCUUGGUGGACGCCUGGGCCAAGGAACACGUCACCGCCGACAUGGCCACCGACACCCGCAAGUGGCUGAUGGGAGAACGUCGUGAGGGCCUGUUGCCAUGCACGACCACUCGCGAUCCCCAGGUCCUCCAUUACCUGAACAUCAACAGAUACCGCGUCAAGUAUCACGCCACUUCGGCUGGGGCACCUUAGCUCGUCCGGGCGCGGGGAUGACGGCCGGUCCGGAUUGCUGAUCACCGUCUGAGGUAGUUCCAGCGUGGCAGGAAACUGCUGCCUUCAAGACUUCGUCAAAACAUUUUUUUUAAUGGACCCUCCCCGAACUAUCUUCACAGAGCAAAAAAGCCAAUCGGUGUGUCCUGCAAACCAUCGGGCCACCCCUUACCAGCCUGUAUGAAGCCACUUAAAUACCGGCGAAAGGUAGCGCUGCAACCAGUUGUGGCACGGUUGCAAGAAAUUAUGCGAGACGCACACGCUACCGGACCUUGGUCGGACCCAUCCCCAGUCCGAUACACACGGUUGCCACAGACAGAGCACGGCGUGCUGAGUGGGCCGCUGAAGCGCGGGCCUUCUUUCCCCAGUCCAAGCAAUACAAGUACACUCGUUGAGGUGGUCGGGGGGGGGGGGCGGCCUGUAGUGUCGCUAAGCCACUGCGAAGAGGAGCCUACAAGCUUUGUAAAAUUGAAAUGUGGAUUUUGUAAAAUUGUAUAGCCUGUGAAUGUUUUUCCUUUUUCACCGGCUCAUGUACGUAUACUAGGUGUUGACAAGCCCCUCGGACAGCCGUGGUGUAGAUAUUGGGCAGGUUUAUGCCAGUAUAUCAGGUUUUUACCAGCCAGUCAAGUACAGUAAGAUCCGACCACUCAUAAAUACUGAGGACAUAUUGUAAAUAGCUUGUUGAUAGUCAUCUUUUUUUUUUUUUUUUAUCAUCAAAGAUGUGCAUUGAUGUGUAGCGUACCCUAACAAACUUAGCAUAGAUCUCAGUCAACAUGCUGAAGAGAAAUAGUCUAUAUUGAAAAAUGCAAACAUUUUAACAAUGGUUUUUACCAAAGGAGCUUUAGUAGAGCCUUUUUUUCCUUUGUGUUCUGUUUUCCAUGUUUUGUCAUGUAAGCCUUCAUUUAGAAAAGUAAAACCUUUUCGUUGUCUUGAUGUGACCGUUUUAUACAAAAUGCUUCAAGACAAUGUCUGCACAGUUGUUCACUCAAGUCAUUGGCACCAGUUCCCAUUUGGAAUUUCUGAACAAUGAAUGUAGCCUAGAAACAAUUGACGUGUUUCAUGUACAUAGAUGUAAGGUAAAUCGUUUGUACCCCCCGUACCAAUUUCUCCUCAAUAUUUCCAUCAGCACUUCUGGAUCAGUCACAAUAUGGAACAGCUAAUCCCAUAAAUGCCAGGUAAUUGUGGUGUUGCAUAAAUACUGCGCUGUGGUGGUUUGAAGCUGGUUUUGCCUGUUGUGAUUCUCACUACUUCCAGGGCUCAAGUCAGAUGGUCAGACCAGUCACCUAAACAGGACUAGAUUGGCCACAAACAACAACAACAACAUAUUGUCACUUUUUUUCAGGUAACUCAAAGGUUAAGGCUGCAUGUGGGACAGCCAGAGAAAAUGUUUUCUCACUAAUUGCUAUUUUUAUCAAUCGGAAUUACUUGGGGAAGAAACAUUUUUGUGGAAUGUUCUGAUUGUUCAAAACAGCACUAGUUGGUGGGGAAGAAAGCUCUGAAAAUGGGUUUCUGGGUUGUUUCUGAAGCACAGUUAUGUGCUGUUGAGGGGAAUGGAAGUCUAUCAAGAUAUGAGGUAGUUAUGCCUUGUUGACAAAGUAUUAAUACUUCUUCAAUACAAAAGUUCCUUAGGGCCCCUAUUCUCAAAAACAGCACUUUCCUUUUAAGAAUGUGACAUUUUAUACACUUGCAUGAAGUGCAGGUACAGACGUCCAUGUCAUGAUAUUUGAAAAUAUACUCAAAUUGUAUUUUUUAAAAACAGAAUAGGAAUGUUUUAUUACAUACUGUGCUCAGACAAAUGAAACCUCUAGUUUUUAGGAAUGGUGGUAGAACUCUCCAAACAGUUUUCAUCGCUUUUGAAUUAGAAUUUAAUUGUCUAACUGCAUUUUCUACCACUCAAUACCACUGACCAAAACCCUUUCACCCAGUUAACUUCAUGUCCAGUAAAGCAUGGUGAUUUUUAAUCUUAAUUUACCUGAGGAACUGAACAAUUCUGAUUUCUGUAUAAAAAAAAAAAAGAUAUAUAUAUAUAUAACAUCAAAAGCAUUGGAUAUGGAAAUAUCCAGAGAGCAUGAAUGGCUUCAUUUAUACAAAAAGGCCAACUAUAUUUAUUUUCUCUAAUUGGUGUUUUGACCUAUCAUAUCAGUUCUAAAAGAUAUAAUUUGACAAUAAGACGUGAUCGGUCAAAAGGUGUGUUCGUGUCGGUCUCUUCUGGAAUUGAUGUGACGCAGCUACACAUGGCAAUACUUCUUAGUGUGUGAAAGUUGAAUUGCCAUCAGUCAAUCUGGAAGGAAGACCUCUUGACCCUAAAAGAACUAUCCUAUCAAAGAUGUUCAGCAACAUAUGGCUCCGGAGACAAGGCUACUCCAUAAAUGCUGUAACCAGUUAAAGACAAUCUUUGAACUGUUUCAAUCUUGGACUGUUUUUAUUUUUUAUUUUUCUAUUGUCUGUUUCAAACAUGGAGUGCAGGAGGACUACCAGGCAGCUGGAUUGUACAUAAAAACUACAAAGACUACAUUUGUACCCCAUUGCGUGUUUCUUUGCCACCUCUUCUUGACCUCUAUGAUGUUGUUUACUUGAGUGUAGUAUGGUGUUUGGCAUUAAACCCUCAUUUGAAUAGACUAACGGCCUGUCACUUGUUUGAUUCAUUUUAACCCUCUAGGUUGCAUUUAAGUUGCUUGAAGAGUCGGCAGAGCUAUAUGUUCUGCCUUGUUGGAUUAGGCAUAUGAAAGGUACAGUUAAUAAAAAUGUCCAAUAAAGUUCAUGGUUUAA